UUUCAUUUCCCUUUUUCUCUUAUCACAGAAGAAGAAAAAAAAAAGAGAGAAAGAAGCUCCCAUUGAUUUUAUUUGUUUUCUUUUCACUCAAAGACUUUUAUUUUCUUCUGAUUUUAUUGAAGCUGAAUCAAUGGCUGGAGUUACUGGAAUCCUAAAGCUCGAAGCUUGGAGUAUAUUGUGAAGUUAGAAUAAGAAAAAAGAUCUAAUUUUCUUUUCUUUAAUUUUCUUUAUUUCUGCAAAAAUGGCAUGUCUGGGUAUGUUAGCUAGUAGCUUAGAUCCUGAAAGGAAGCAAAGUGGAGGACUUAGAACAAAACAAGCUGGAAGAGGAUCUUGCCGUGGAAUUUGAAAAUUGCAGUGUUGUUGUAAGUGAAGAUCGUUCUUUUAGUUGAAGCUGAGAUAUAGAGAAAGAGAGAGAAGCUAUGGGUGUUUUGCUAAGAGAAGCGUUGAAGUCUAUAUGCGUUAACAAUCAGUGGUCUUAUGCUGUUUUCUGGAAAAUCGGCUGCCAAAACUCAAGUUUGUUGAUUUGGGAGGAAUGCUACAAUGAAACCUCACUUUCUGAACAAGGGAAUGAGAAAGUUCAGUUGCUUACAAACAGAAUGAUGUUGAACAAUAGAAUCAUUUUGGUAGGAGAAGGGUUAGUUGGCCGAGCUGCAUUUACUGGACAUCAUCAGUGGAUCCUAGCAGAUAGUUUCAACCGUGGUGUUCAUCAUCCACCUGAGGUUAUCAAUGAGAUGCUUCUCCAAUUCUCUGCUGGUAUUCAGACCGUCGCAGUUUUUCCAGUUGUUCCUCAUGGUGUUGUUCAGCUUGGUUCUUCUCUGCCUAUUAUGGAGAACUUGGGGUUUGUGAAUGACGUGAAGGGUCUUAUCCUGCAACUUGGAUGUGUCCCCGGGGCUCUCUUAUCUGAAAGUUACACAACGUAUGAACCUCCUGCUGCUGAUUUUAUUGGAGUCCCCGUGUCCGGGUCUCAGGGACACAAGAUCCUCCAAUCUUCAGCUUUUGUAGCUGAAACUAGCCAACCACAUUUUAACUCUACUGGUUCAUCAUCAGAUCAUCAAAAUGAUCAAACGUUUCAAGAAGCUUCCUGUAAUCUUGGAGGAUGGCAAAACACAACAAGUUUUCUAACAUCACACGAAGUCGUACCUGUACCACCUUCGAACCCUGAUGCUUGGCUGAAUCAGAACUUCUCAUGUAUGUCUAAUGUUGAUGAAGUAGAGAAACAAGUCCCAUGUGAAGACUCAAGCUCCAAACGAAGUGAUGACUUGUUUGAUAUGUUGGGUCUGGAUGAUAGGAACAGAGGUUGGGGGAUGAGAACAGACCUGCUCACUAGGGAGUUAUCAGACUUUAGGAUCAUUCAAGAAAUGGGUUCUUCAGGGUAUGAACAUUCAGGAACAGAUCAUCUCUUAGAUGCUGUGGUCUCAGGUGCUUGUUCCUCCACAAAGCAGAUCUCAGAUGACACUACUUCUGAGUCCUGCAAAACCACAAUGACCAAAGUUAGCAACUCUUCCGUCCACAAUAGCCCUCAGGGGACACAUGUGGGGCCAUCGUCGGUGGUUUACGGGUCUCAGAUCAGUUCUUGGGUUGAACAAGCUCACAGCUUAAAGCGUGAGGGCACUCCAAAGGUGGUGACGAAUAAGAAUGAAACUGCAAAAACUAACCGUAAAAGGCUUAAACCAGGAGAGAACCCAAGACCUAGGCCAAAAGAUCGCCAAAUGAUUCAAGAUCGUGUCAAGGAGUUGCGUGAAAUCAUACCAAACGGUGCAAAAUGUAGCAUAGAUGCGCUCCUCGAACGUACAAUCAAACACAUGCUCUUCUUACAAAACGUCUCCAAGCAUGCUGAUAAGGUGAAGCAAACCGGGGAGCCUAAGAUCAUGAAAGAGGAUGGAGGGGCAACAUGGGCUUUCGAAGUAGGGUCAAAGUCUCUCAUGUGUCCCAUUGUAGUUGAAGAUAUAAACCCUCCUCGCAUCUUCCAAGUUGAGAUGCGAUGUGAACAACGAGGAUUCUUUCUUGAAAUCGCUGAUUGGAUCAGAAGCUUAGGACUGACCAUCUUGAAGGGUGUCAUUGAAACUCGAGUAGACAAAAUUUGGGGUCGCUUCACUGUUGAGGCGAGUCGAGAUGUGACAAGGAUGGAGAUAUUCAUGCAGCUAGUGAAUCUUUUGGAGCAGGCAAUGAAAUGUGGAGGAAACUCUAAGACUGUUUUGGAUGGGAUCAAGGCAUCAAUGCCCAUUACCAACACCUUACCGGUUACUACUGGUGGCUGUUCAAUGUAACACAAUUAGUGACCGUACCGGAGUUAAACCGGCUUGGUUAAGCUGGAUUCAUAUAGAGGUUACGAGCGGACCGGUCCAGGACUUUUAGGCUCGCUAUGACUAACUAAAAUAAAAGUCAGUCUGGAAACCGGUUUGGCUGUUCAAUGUACAUUUGCUUCUUCCUUUUCUGGUUUUAUUUAUCUUUUGGGAUUUUGGCGAUUUUAUUUUCUGUAUUGAAUCUCAUUUGUGUUGAUUUUAGUUACUUUUAAUCCUAUGGAGUCUGAUAUAAUGAAUUAAUCUUGUUUUUGGAGUGUAGAUUUUAGUUUAGUAGUCUAAAUAUUCCUAG
Messenger RNA from Eruca vesicaria subsp. sativa (arugula), 2592 nucleotides. NCBI's taxonomy places the organism in Eukaryota, Viridiplantae, Streptophyta, Magnoliopsida, Brassicales, Brassicaceae. The record is from the annotation of a GenBank genome assembly.